AUGGCACCUACCGCCACGACCGCAGGUGCUGGCGACAACAAUGUCCCCGCCGCUAGCAAGGGCUCGUCCCGCAUUCAGCCUGACCCUGAGGUGGUUCAGUACCCCAAGUUCGACAAAGACCCCGUAACCCCGGAAGAGGUCUUCGCUCGUGCAGAGCAGGUUUCUGAGCUGCUUCACGAGGAUGAGGCCAUCCGAGACCGAGGCAACGUUGUCCCCUACCGCCAGGUUCAGCUUCUAAAGGACGCCGGGUUGGUCACCAUCCUUGGACCCAAAUCGGCUGGCGGAGCUGGCUUGACCUGGAAAGAGGCCUAUCAAGUCAUCCGCAUCAUCGCUCGCGGCGAUGGCUCACUUGGUCAGCUUAUCGGCUACCACUAUCUCUGGUCUUGGGCCGCUGCGCUGGUCGGAACCGACGAGCAGAGAACCAAGUAUGAGGAGUGGAUCACCAAGAACAAGUACUUUGUCGGUGGUGCCGUCAACCCUCGCGAUGCCGAUCUCAAGGUGCACCAGGACGAGAACGAUCCCGACAAGCUCAUCUACAACGGCAAGAAAACCUUCUCGACGGGAAGCAAAAUCAGCGACGUCACCAUCUUGGAAGGUUCGCUUCCGGAUGGUUCUCACGUGUUUGCUGCUGUGCUGAGCCGUCAGCCUGGCAUCGUAUAUGGCGAUGAGUGGGUCGAUACGCUCGGCAUGCGUGGUACCCAGUCGGGUGGUAUUUCGAUCUCCAACGUCGUCGUCCCUUGGUCUGACGCGCUUGGCUAUGUCAACAAGCAGUUCCAACCCUUGGGAGCCUACAACACGCUCAACCUGCCUCAAAUCCAGCUCGUCUUCACCGCGUUCUACCUCGGUAUCGCCGAAGGAGCGCUUGCUCGUGCCGCUGCGUACACCAAAGCCAACACGCGUGGAUGGCCUUACCAGCCUUCGCCUGUAGCCCGCGGAACGGACGAGGCCUACAUCCAGAUUGGCUAUGGUGACCUCCAGGCCAAGCUCUGGGCCACAGCGUCUUUCAUUGACAAUGUCAUCGAAGAAGCUGCCGGUAUCUUGCACACCAACCCCCGUCAAGCAAUCACGGAAGAACAACGUGCCAAGUUUGCAGUCCGUGUCGCCGCUGCCAAGAUCAACGCUGCCGAUGUGGGUUUGGCGAUCACGAGCCAGAUCUACGAACUCACCGGAGCUCGAGCCGUCGCUGGAAAGUACGGCUUCGAUGUGGCAUUCAGGGAUCUGAGGACCCACACGCUGCACGACCCCAUCGCUCACAAGAGGGCAGAGGUCGGACGAUUUGCCCUCCACGGCCCUGGAAAGGACGGUUGGCCCACUCCCACCUGGUACACCUGA
Molecule: messenger RNA, 1332 nt
Organism: Mycosarcoma maydis (corn smut)
Lineage: Eukaryota; Fungi; Basidiomycota; Ustilaginomycetes; Ustilaginales
Exons: 1
Coding region: 1-1332 (443 amino acids)
Biological process (GO): L-leucine catabolic process
Molecular function (GO): flavin adenine dinucleotide binding; 3-methylbutanoyl-CoA dehydrogenase activity
Source: RefSeq, a predicted model, not a curated record